AUGUUCAAUCAGAUCAGGUUUUCAUUGGUCCUCUCCGCAUCGUCCAAAUUGUGUAUUAGAAGAAUUGUGUUACUUUUUGAGAGUUUCUGGUUAUAUAUGGCUCAUAUUUUUAUUUUUUGUUGUUUUAUGCUGAAAAUACCAAAUUUUUGGCUGGAUCAUUUCUUAGAGUAUUUCGAUGGUACUUUUUUUGUGUUGUUUAAUUGUUCAGUUGGUCAUGUCAAUGAUUUACUCUUCCAUGUCGUCAGUUUCUGUAAACUGCAUACCAUAAACACUAACAGAAUGUCCCUAACUCGAAAUUUCGAACCUAUAUAUCUCAUUUUCUGUGAAAGAUAUGAAAAAGGUAUCAACGGACAAAAUAUUUGA
Caenorhabditis briggsae is the source of this 363-nucleotide messenger RNA. The transcript has 2 exons. NCBI's taxonomy places the organism in Eukaryota, Metazoa, Nematoda, Chromadorea, Rhabditida, Rhabditidae. Bases 1 to 363 code for a protein of 120 amino acids. The record is from RefSeq and is a predicted model, not a curated record.